AUGUUGUCCAAAGGCGUUUUUGCUGUCUCUUUCGUAAUCACUUUGUUGUACGGAAACUUGUUAAUGGAAGUUGAAGGGAUUGGUGUGAACUGGGGCUCUCAGGCGAGUCAUCCGCUACCUCCAGCGACGGUGGUGAGGCUUCUCCGGGAUAACGGAAUCCAAAAGGUGAAACUUUUCGAGGCCGACUCGGAUAUUCUCAGAGCUUUAAGUCGGUCGGGGAUUCAGGUUAUGGUCGGAAUCCCUAACGACUUACUUGCUCCUUUAGCCGGAAGUGUUGCAGCCGCAGAGAGAUGGGUCUCUCAGAACGUCUCUGCUCAUAUCUCCUCCAAUGGCGUCGAUAUCAGGUAUGUGGCAGUUGGGAAUGAGCCUUUCCUAAAGGCAUUCAACAAAACAUUUGAGAGCAUAACUCUGCCUGCUCUUCAGAAUAUACAAUCAGCUAUCAUCAAAGCCGGAUUAGCGACUCAGGUGAAAGUCACAGUACCGCUUAACGCGGAUGUGUACCAAAGUGCAUCUAAUCUUCCUUCUGAUGGAGAUUUCAGGCCUGAUAUCCGCGAUCUCAUGUUAGAGAUCGUAAAGUUUCUGAGUGAUAACCAAGCUCCAUUCAUUAUCAACAUUUACCCUUUCAUCAGUCUCUACAACGACCCAAAUUUCCCUGUGGAGUUUGCUUUCUUUGAUGGAACAGGUACUCCUACAAACGACAAUGGAAGAAUCUAUGACAAUGUUCUUGAUGCAAACUACGAUACACUCGUGUGGUCGUUGCAGAAGAAUGGGUUUGGGAACUUAUCUAUUAUAGUUGGGGAAGUUGGGUGGCCGACGGAUGGAGAUAAAAAUGCAAACCUGCAGUAUGCGCGGCGGUACAAUCAAGGGUUUAUGAACCGUCAAAAGGCUAAUAAAGGAACACCUAUGAGACCCGGGGCAAUGGAUGCUUACUUGUUCGGUCUUAUCGAUGAAGAUGCCAAAAGCAUUCAGCCUGGAAACUUUGAAAGACAUUGGGGGAUCUUUUACAUUGAUGGACAGCCUAAGUAUCAGCUCAGUCUUGGCAAUGGUAACGGGCUGAUCCCGGCAAAGGAUGUGCAUUAUAUGGCAAAGAAAUGGUGUAUUCUUGCGCAAAAUGCUAAUCUUCAGGAUCCUCAAUUGGGACCAAGCGUGAGCUACGCUUGUGAUCAUGCUGAUUGCACCAGUCUUGGGUAUGGUUCCUCGUGUGGUAACCUGAAUUUAGCCCAGAAUGUUUCAUAUGCAUUCAAUAGCUAUUACCAGGUAAGUAAUCAGCUCGACAGUGCGUGUAAGUUCCCGGGUCUCUCUGUGGUCAGUACCAGGGAUCCGUCUGUUGGGACUUGCAAAUUCAAGAUAAUGAUCAAGUCAGAUUCUUCAGCUGGUGAAGCAAGUGCGCCUUUGACACGAUCAAUGGCACUGUUGCUACUCUUCUUGAUGUGUCUGUAUUUUCUGUGA
This is a messenger RNA of Arabis nemorensis, 1449 nucleotides long. NCBI's taxonomy places the organism in Eukaryota, Viridiplantae, Streptophyta, Magnoliopsida, Brassicales, Brassicaceae. The record is from the annotation of a GenBank genome assembly.